Lemur catta (Ring-tailed lemur) is the source of this 4045-nucleotide messenger RNA. Its product is annotated as zinc finger protein 585A-like. Gene Ontology annotation, biological process: regulation of transcription by RNA polymerase II. NCBI's taxonomy places the organism in Eukaryota, Metazoa, Chordata, Mammalia, Primates, Lemuridae. The transcript is spliced from 4 exons. Gene Ontology annotation, molecular function: DNA-binding transcription factor activity, RNA polymerase II-specific; RNA polymerase II cis-regulatory region sequence-specific DNA binding. The record is from RefSeq and is a predicted model, not a curated record. Bases 1113 to 3422 code for a protein of 769 amino acids.
GGAAUUACGUAAUCAGAAAUAUUUUUUUCUGUUAGAGCUUCUGGGUUUCCUGUCAUGCGUAGUAAGAUCCUUUGUACCUUACUACACUGUUACAUAAACUCCUAAAAAUUAUUUUCAUAGUUUUUGGGGUUUUAAAAAUAUAUACAUUUAAAUGUUCAGUGCUGCUGGAAUUUGUCUACUCUGAAUAGUAUGUGAUGGAGAUCUAGUUUGCUUUGUUUCCGGUGGAUGGCCAUUUGUAUCAGCACCAUUUAUGCAAUGAAUGUCUUAUGGACACUCAAUUGAAUACCACUUUUGUCACAUGUAUAGAUCAGUAUUUUCUGGUAUGUUUAUUGUUUUACAUGUUUUAUUUACAUUAUUUUCUAUAUUAGGGCUUAAUAUCUGAUAGAGCAUGGUAAUUGCUGAUAUGUAUUGCAUGAUUCUCAUGUGCCAGGGAGGUGUUGAGUGUUUUACAAGAAUCAUCUCAUUUAAUUUUCAUAACUAUGACCUAGGCAUUUGAUCCUCAUUUCUGUAACUAAAACUGAAGUAACUUCAUAUUCUCAUAGCUGAAAGGUGGCAGAGCUGCAAUUCAAACCAGCAGUAUUGUCACUCCAAAUCUCAUGGUCUUUCCCAUAUUUCACCAUAACUAAUACCUAUUACAUAUUUUAUUAAGCUUUGGAUGCUCUUCAGCACUGGUUCUCAGAGCAUAGUCCCUGCACCAAGAAUGUCAGCAUUACCUGGGCACAGGUUAGAAGUGAAAAUUCUUAGACCCUACCUUAGACCUACUGAAUCAGAAACUGUGGUGAUGAGGCUUAGAAGUUUUAACUGUGCUUUAACAAGCCCUCCAGGUGAUUUGAAUACAUAACCAACUAUGGGUAUCUAUUGAGAAUGAAUGCUGUGGUUUGUAGCUCAGGGACCGGCACCUUGGUGUAUCCAGGAAGUGUUCAUGUGGUAAAUGUUUUAUGACUGAUUAUGUAGACAUUAUCUUCCCAGGUUUCUUAGUGUCUCUGGGGAGCGCCUGGCCCAGAUCUUCCUCCAGAAUCCAGCCCACUUCUUCCCAGCAGCUCUGCGUGAGUUCACAGAUGACCACUAAGCUUCAGGCUUCCUAGAGAACUAGGGUUUUGACCCAGUUGGUCAUGCCAGCUAAUUGGACCCCACCCCAUAUAUCCCCAGCUCUGGCUCCAGAAGAUCAUGGCAGCUCAUACGAGGGAUCAGUGUCCUUCAGGGAUGUGGCUAUAGAUUUCAGCAGAGAGGAAUGGCAGCACCUCGACCUCUCUCAGAGAAACCUUUACCAGGAUGUGAUGCUGGAGACCUACAGCCACCUGCUCUCAGUGGGGUACCAAGUUCCCAAAGCAGAGGUUGUCAUGUUGGAGCAAGGAAAGGAGCCAUGGGCAUUGCAGGGUGAGAGUCCACAUCAGAGUUGUCCAGGAGAAAAAUUACUGGACCAUAAUCAAUGUGGAAAAAUCCCAAGUUAUAAACAAACAUCCCCUCAACAUCAGAAAAUAUAUACUGGAGACAACUUCUACAAAUGUGCCAAAUUUCAAACGGUCUUCACCCAAAAGUUACAGUUCAAGGUACAUCUGAAAGGUCAUACAGGAGAAAAACUGUAUGUAUGUAUUGAAUGUGGCAAGGCUUUUGUGCAGAAGUCAGAAUUCAUUACACAUCAGAAAAUCCAUACAAGAGAAAAACCCUAUAAAGGCAAUGAAUGUGGAAAAUCCCUUUUCCAAGCAUCUUGUCUCUUUAGGCAUCAGAGAAUUCAUACCAGAGAAAAUCUCUGUGAAUGCAGUGAAUGUGAGAGAGGUUUCCCUUAUGACUCAGAUCUCCGUGUACAUGAGAAAAUUCAUACUGGACAGAGACACCCUGAAUACAGAGAUUGUGGCAAAGCCUUCACACAAAAGUCCACCCUCAAGAUACAUGAGGAAAUUCAUACGAGGGAGGGAUCCUAUUUAUGUAUUGAAUGUGGACAGCCCUUCAUCCAGAAGACACAAUUGACUGCACAUCAAAGAAUUCAUAUUGGAGAAAAACCAUAUGAAUGCAGUUGCUGUGGGCAAUCCUUCAUUUCCAAGUCCCAACUUCAGGUACAUCAACAAAUUCACACAAGAGUGAAGCCCUAUGUAAGUACCAAAUUUGGGAAGGUCUUCAAUAAUAGUUCCAACCUCAUUACACAUGAGAAAGUUAAAAUUAGAGAGAAAUCCUUCAUAUGUACAGAAUGUGGGAAGGCAUUUACCUACAGGUCGGAGUUGAUUAUACAUCAGAGAAUUCACACUGGAGAGAAGCCUUAUGGGUGCAGUGACUGUGGAAAAGCCUUCACUCAGAAGUCAACACUCACAGUGCAUCAGAGAAUUCAUACGGGAGAAAAAUCAUAUGUAUGCGUGAAAUGUGGGCUAGCCUUUAUCCGGAAGGCACACUUGGUUGCACAUCAAAUAAUUCAUACUGGAGAGAAACCUUAUGAAUGUGGUCACUGUGGAAAAUUCUUUACUUCCAAGUCACAACUCCAUGUGCAUAAACGAAUUCACACAGGAGAAAAACCCUAUAUGUGCAGUAAAUGUGGGAAGGCUUUCACCAGCAGGUCAAAUCUAAUUACACAUCAGAAAACUCACACAGGAGAGAAAUCCUAUAUAUGUUCUAAAUGUGGAAAGGCCUUCACUCAGAGGUCUGACUUGAUUACACAUCAGAGAAUCCAUACUGGAGAGAAACCUUAUGCAUGCAGUACCUGUGGAAAAGCCUUCACGCAGAAGUCAAACCUCAAUAUACACCAGAAAAUUCAUACUGGAGAGAGACAAUAUGAAUGCCAUGAAUGUGGGAAAGCCUUCAACCAGAAAUCAAUACUCAUUGUGCAUCAGAAGAUUCACACAGGAGAGAAACCUUAUGUAUGCACUGAGUGUGGAAGAGCCUUCAUCCGGAAGUCAAACUUUAUUACUCACCAGAGAAUUCACACUGGAGAGAAACCUUAUGAAUGCAGUGAUUGUGGAAAAUCCUUCACCUCCAAGUCUCAGCUCCUGGUGCAUCAGCCAAUUCACACAGGAGAGAAACCCUAUGUGUGUGCUGAGUGUGGGAAAGCCUUUAGUGGCAGGUCUAAUCUCAGUAAACACCAGAAAACUCAUACAGGAGAAAAGCCCUACAUGUGCUCUGAAUGUGGGAAGACUUUCAGACAGAAGUCAGAGUUGAUUACACAUCAUAGAAUUCAUACUGGGGAGAAACCUUAUGAAUGCAGUGACUGUGGGAAAUCUUUCACUAAGAAAUCUCAGCUCCAAGUGCAUCAGCGAAUUCACACAGGAGAGAAGCCUUAUGUGUGUGCUGAGUGUGGGAAGGCCUUUAGCAAUAGGUCAAAUUUGAAUAAACACCAGACAACACACACUGGAGACAAACCCUACAAGUGUGCAGUCUGUGGGAAAGGCUUCUUUCAGAAAUCGGUGCUCAACAUGCAUCAGAGUAUUCACACUUGAGAUAAAGAGAGUGAGAAAACCUCACUGAGGACAGGUUUGAUUGUAUAUUAUUGAGUCCAUGCAGCAGGAAAAUAUGUAUAUUGUUUGAACUAGAAAUGCCCACAUCAGAAUGUCACACAUUAUUGUUUAGAAAAGGAUGUCUGAGAAAGCACUGAAUCAGGUGAGGGAAGCUUCCCACAUUGUCACUAGCCUCAUUAAACCUUGGAACAUUCAUCCUGAGAAGGAACCAAGUCAAUUGGGUUGAUUAGAAAAAACCUCAAAAAAAAAAAAUAGAGAGAGAGAGAGAGAGAGAAAGAAACAGCCUUCUCAAGAAAACUACAAUAGAACACCAUUACCAAAUUCUUCAUAAGAAAGAUUAUAUUAAGUUAGGUUAAAGAUAAUUCUGUUUCCUGUGGAAUAUGUACAGUGCCAACAAACUGAAUGCUAAAACAACAUAAUAUAUAUGGUGGUGAUAAGUCCUAUGUUCUGUAAGUUGUUUAUUGCAGAACACAUUGUCUGAUAGAAUUGUGGGUGAUUUUUCAUUCUUUUUUUGAAUCUAACACAGGUGUGUGUAUCUAAUUUGCCAUUGCAUAUUUUUAUCAAAAAAGAGAUACUGCAAUAAAAAUAUUCCUUGUGUAUACAGA